Bipolaris maydis ATCC 48331 is the source of this 3846-nucleotide messenger RNA. RefSeq names its product carbamoyl-phosphate synthase arginine-specific large chain. Gene Ontology annotation, molecular function: metal ion binding; ATP binding; carbamoyl-phosphate synthase (glutamine-hydrolyzing) activity. Gene Ontology annotation, cellular component: cytoplasm. NCBI's taxonomy places the organism in Eukaryota, Fungi, Ascomycota, Dothideomycetes, Pleosporales, Pleosporaceae. The record is from RefSeq and is a predicted model, not a curated record.
AUGGCUCUCUGCGGGCGUCUAGCACGUCGCGUCCCUACCCUCACAGGUCAAACUCGCUCAUUGGCAUCUUCUGCAUGCUCGCGAAACUUCACAACUCGCGCUGCUCGCCCUCUGACUUCUCUCCGCUCCAACAGUGAGUCACCUGCGGUUUACCGGCAACUGCGGGCAUUCACAAAGGUCGCGUCAACAUGGAAUAAGACACAGACAGCGCCCAGCGCCGAGGCGUAUCUCAAAAGCGGCGUCAUUUCUGGCGCACAGGAUCUUGUCGACGUAAAGAAAGUCCUGGUCAUUGGCAGUGGUGGUCUCAGCAUUGGCCAGGCCGGAGAGUUUGAUUACUCAGGUUCACAAGCGCUCAAGGCUCUGAGGGAAGCCGGUGUCAAAUCCGUGCUGCUCAACCCUAAUAUUGCUACUAUCCAAACAUCCCACGUGCUCGCCGAUGAAAUCUACUACUUGCCUGUAACUCCCGAAUACGCCGAAUAUGUCAUCCAGAAGGAGAAGCCUGACGGAAUCUUCCUCAGCUUUGGUGGCCAAACUGCAUUGAACCUGGGUGUCCAGAUGGAUGCCAAGGGUAUUUUUGAAAAAUAUGGUGUCAAGGUACUCGGUACUAGCGUCCAGACUCUCAAGACGAGCGAAGACCGUGAUCUCUUCGCGCGCGCUUUGGAAGAAAUCAACAUUCCCAUUGCCAAGUCAAUUGCCGUCUCCUCAGUGGACGAGGCAUUGGACGCUGCUGAAAAGGUCGGAUAUCCCAUCAUUGUUCGUGCUGCUUAUGCACUGGGUGGUCUUGGUUCUGGUUUCGCAAACAACCCCGAAGAGCUGAAGAACCUGUCAGCUCGUUCGCUCACGCUGUCACCCCAAAUCUUGGUCGAGAAGUCGCUCAAAGGCUGGAAGGAGGCCGAGUACGAGGUUGUGCGUGAUGCAAGCGACAACUGCAUUACAGUCUGCAACAUGGAGAACUUUGAUCCCCUUGGUGUCCACACGGGUGACAGUAUCGUUGUAUCGCCAAGUCAAACAUUCAGCGACGAGGAAUACCACAUGCUCCGAUCUGCGUCCAUCAAGAUUGUCCGACAUUUGGGAGUUGUUGGAGAGUGCAACGUACAGUACUGCCUGCAGCCAGAUGGUCUCGAUUACCGUGUCAUUGAAGUCAACGCUCGUCUGUCUCGUUCAUCUGCACUGGCCUCCAAAGCAACUGGUUACCCUCUAGCUUACACUGCAGCCAAGAUUGGUCUUGGACACACUCUGCCUGAACUGCCAAAUGCCGUCACCAAGACCACAACCGCAAACUUCGAGCCCAGUCUGGACUAUGUUGUCACCAAGAUGCCUCGAUGGGAUCUCAGCAAGUUCCAGAACGUCAAGCGUGAUAUCGGCAGUUCUAUGAAGUCGGUCGGUGAGGUUAUGGCUAUUGGACGCACAUUCGAAGAGUCUUUCCAAAAGGCCUGCCGACAAGUCGACCCCAAGUACCUUGGUUUCCAGGGCGAAAAGUACGGCGAGAACCUCGAUGAAGAGCUCAAGAACCCUACUGAUCGCCGAUGGCUUGCUGUUGGCCAAGCUCUGUUCCACGAAGGCUACUCCGUUGACAAGGUCCACGAUCUCACCAAGAUUGACAAGUGGUUCUUGCACAAGCUCCAAAACAUUGUUGACUGCACCAAGGAACUUGAGAAUAUUGGCAGCCUAUUUGGCCUCAAGAAGGAAAUUAUUCUCAAGGCCAAGAAGCUUGGUUUCUCUGAUAAGCAGAUUGCAAAGGCAGUCAACAGCACAGAAGACGAGGUUCGCGCCCGCAGAACCGGUUUUGGAAUUAGGCCAUGGGUCAAGCGUAUUGAUACCUUGGCUGCCGAGUUCCCUGCAAACACGAACUACCUUUACACUACGUACAACGCCUCAUCACACGAUGUCACCUUUGAUGACCAUGGUGUCAUCGUUCUUGGUAGCGGUGUCUACCGCAUUGGAAGCUCUGUCGAGUUCGAUUGGUGUGCUGUCAACGCUACCCGCUCCCUCAACGCACUUGGCAAGAAGACUGUUAUGAUCAACUACAACCCAGAGACCUACAGUACGGAUUUCGAUGUCGCUGACAAGCUCUACUUCGAAGAGCUCAGCUAUGAGCGUGUGAUGGAUAUCUACGAGCUCGAAACCGCCAGUGGAGUUGUCGUCUCUGUCGGUGGUCAGCUUCCCCAGAAUAUUGCUCUGAAGCUGCAGGAGUCUGGUAAGGCCAAGGUUCUCGGAACCGAUCCCGCAGACAUCGACAAGGCCGAAGAUCGUCACAAGUUCUCUUCUAUUCUGGACUCAAUUGGUGUAGACCAGCCAGCUUGGAAGGAACUCACUUCUUAUGAGGACGCGAAGAAGUUUGCAAGCUCUGUUGGAUAUCCAGUUCUUGUCCGCCCAUCGUACGUCCUUUCUGGUGCUGCCAUGACUGUCAUCCGUGGUGAGGAUGAACUGAAGGAGAAGCUCCUCGCUGCCUCCAACGUGUCACCCGACCACCCGGUUGUCAUUACCAAGUUCAUUGACGGCGCUCAAGAAAUUGACUGCGAUGCUGUCGCUUCCAACGGAAACGUUCUUGUCCAUGCUGUCAGCGAGCACGUCGAGAACGCCGGUGUUCAUUCUGGUGAUGCCACCCUUGUACUACCACCAGUCAACCUUGACAAGCGCAUCCAAGAGCGUGUCAAGGAGAUUGCCGACAAGGUUGCCAAAGCCUGGAACAUCACUGGUCCUUUCAACAUGCAAAUUAUCAAGGAGGAAGUCGAGGGCUCUGAGCCGAACCUCAAGGUCAUCGAGUGCAACCUCCGUGCUUCUCGUUCCUUCCCCUUUGUCAGCAAGGUCCUUGGUACCAACUUCAUUGAUGUUGCCACAAAGGCUCUUGUCGGCCGUGACAUCCCUGAGCCUACUGAUCUCAUGGCCGUGGAGAGGAACUACCUCGCCACCAAGGUCCCUCAAUUCUCCUGGACCAGAUUGGCUGGUGCUGAUCCCUACCUCGGCGUAGAGAUGUCGUCUACUGGUGAGAUGGCCUGCUUUGGUAAGGACCUUGUCGAGGCCUACUGGGCAUCUGCGCAAUCGCAGAUGAACUUCCGCCUGCCCCAGCCUGGUGAGGGUCUUUUGUUCGGUGGUGAUGUCACUCCUGGUUCGCUCCACUCCAACUCUCUGAUCCAGAUUGCCAAGUACGUGCACGCACUUGGUUACAAGUUCCUUGCUGCCAACAAGGAAGUGAAGGAGCUUCUGGAGAAGAGCACAGAGGGCGUCACUGUCGACGUCAUCGAGUUUCCCAAGGAUGACAAGAGGAAGCUACGUGAGGUGUUUGAGAAGAACAACAUCCGCGGUUGCUUCAACCUGGCCAAGUACAGGGCGAAUGGCCUGUUCGACGAAGACUACGUCAUGAGGAGGAACGCCGUCGACUUUGGUGUGCCACUGUUUAUGGAGCCCAAGACUGCUGUCCUAUUUGCUCAAUGUAUGAGCGAGAAGCUACCCAAGAAGGAGGGUAUCCCAAGCGAGGUCAGGUCGUGGAGUGACUUCGUUGGUGGCAGGCCACUCUAAACGGAUAGCUCAAUGCUCGAGUUCGAUACGGGGUAAGAAGUGGUGGGGUGUAAGAUCUAGCCGAAGCUCGCCCUAACUGGGGUGAAUAUCUCAUGGAAAGGGGUGGGAUAAAAAUUAUGUUCUAGUGUAUACAGCGUUGUCAUCAUACGGUCAACUGCAUUUGCAGUUUGGAGGAGUUGGGAUAUCAUCUUUACCUCUGGCCCGGUGGAAGUUCUCCAUCGCAUGUGUGGCUAGAUAACAUGAAGACUUAUGUAGUUCAAUCUGAGCUUGUCAUGUUUCAGUGAUACGUAGCGUUUUCAGAUGUUUAAAAUGGAUUUUUGUCUAUCG